Molecule: messenger RNA, 6369 nt
Organism: Mya arenaria
Lineage: Eukaryota; Metazoa; Mollusca; Bivalvia; Myida; Myidae
Product: dynein axonemal assembly factor 9-like
Exons: 34
Coding region: 58-3552 (1164 amino acids)
Source: RefSeq, a predicted model, not a curated record
GAAAAAAUGAGUUAACGAGUGUUACCAAAUUUGCAACAACUAAAAUUCUGUUCGAUUAUGAAUUUUCGUUCAAAGCGGCCGUCAUCCGCAAGACGAAACAUAAAUCAUGAAACUUUUAACAGCUUUGUAAGUGGCAGUCGCUUGCGGCAUGUCCAGAGUCUUCUGUGUGAUGGAUCAGGGGAAAAGAAGGAUGCUCCUGAAGCGAUCCUCUGCAUCGCAGGGAUCGACAGUCGCUAUAAUGACGGCAUGAUGGAGCUGAUAAACUAUUUGCUCUUUGGCUUCUUUGAUCUCAGGAAGGCCGAACUAGAAACGUCUGGGUUUGAUGAGGAAGUUAUUGAUGAUGUGUUGCUGUGUAUUAGGUGUGAUCGUGUGGAUGUGUACUGUAACCCAGUCAACUACCACUACCUGCUGCCCUAUGUCAGCCAUUGGAGAAAUGUCUUCUUUCACUGUCUCAAUGAUGAAGAGUAUGAGGAUGAAGAGAAAGCCGAAGAGUUCAAGAUUUCCACAUUUGUUGCCAUGGUGAAAGGUUGCCACAAUAUUGGUGUUCCCUACAGCAACUCCGGCCACCUGCAGCAGUUCGAUGUGAUGUUGAUAGAGAAGUGGCCAAUCAUACAGGUGUAUGGCGUGGAGGAGGUUGGAGGCGGAGGAUUCUUCACAAUGCAGCAUGAUAUUGUUGAUGUGAGCAGUCAAGUCCACACCCUGUACUCUCUGAUGGACCCCGUGGGGCUAGAAACACUCAUUUUGGAGCAAGUGACAAAGCUGGAGAGACAGUGGCAGACCAUGCUGUCAACCAUGGAAGUCUGUCUAGGCACUGGCAAUCCAAGAGCUUUGACAGAAGAAAAAAUAUUUGAGCCACUACGCAGCUUUUUCAUCCAUGGACGUGCCAAUGUCGAGCCCAAGGAGAACCAGUCCCAGGCCCCUAGUUUUCCGUAUGUGCUGUUUGGUAGUAACAGUCGCAGUCAGUCACUGAAGCAAGCCAUUAGCCAGCUAAGCAAGCCAUCAGGAGACUUCAGUACCACAGCAGUGGGAAAACAUGCUACCAACUUUAUGGUAUGUAAGGUGGUGAGCCCGAGAGGCCCUCUGAGCUGCGCCCGCACAUACUUCAUGAACAGAAACUUUGUCAACCCAUUCCAAGAUAACAAGAUAGCCGAAUAUGAAGAUAAUACGGAAAUGAGACUUCUAACAGUGUUGUACGGGGCCAUGGUGGAUGCCGUCCUAGCAGGAAUACAGGCAUACAGUUCAACCCUUGGCAUAAAACAGGCAGCUGAUGCAGCCUUGGAGAUAUUUGCAGCCGUUUGUUCAGAGGUGAAGGACGACGCAGUGGUUCAGUUCCUCAAGGGAAAACCAAACAUCACUUUCAGCAUGGUUGCCACCGACUCACACGGAAUACCUGUGACCCUGGCAGAAGGAAAGAAAAGCCUUUUGGUGAAGACAACCUCCCUGACCAUCUCUGACAUCCCCAGUCCAGACACGCCUGGGACACUCCUCGGCUCUCUGGUUUUCUCCGAAACAUUCUUGGACUCACAGAUACAGGUCCUCCAGAAAGAUGGCAGUCUGAGACUGGACGGGACCUACCUGCUGUUGACUGACCAUGUCCCCAGAUACCGGGCUUGGGCUGUGACAAGUCUAGUGGAUGAGAGGAAGUGUUUACAGCAGAAAUUGGAGGGUCCCAGUCUAAAGGAAAACUUUGGGGACCUUCUGCUGUCAGGAGAUCCGAUUCACCUGGGCUGUAGUCGCACACACUGUCUACCACCAGAAGAAGCGAUCCUGUAUGCGUUUGAGAAUGGGCUGGUGAUCCUGUGUCCCCAGUAUGGCGCUGUAGCUCUCCAUGGCAACCACAUACGCUCAGCACAGUUUUAUGAUGGGGACACUUCUAACACAGUGGCGGUGCUGGUGUUGGAGUACCAGUCUACAUUUCUUCCAUUUCUUCCGUUCCACCUCCAAAAUGAAGAGUGCCAGCUCAUCCUUAUGUUUACACCCAAGUCCAAGGCCUACAAACACCUGUAUUCAGAUGUACUGCAUACGUGGCGUAAGGAUGAAGACUCCCCCAAGGUGAAGAGGAUCGACCAGCUACCGGACAACUGCUCACUCAUGCAUGCGUUACUACAACAUGAAUACAUGGAGUUGUCGAUGGGCAAAGUGAAGACAGCACUUCAGAAGGCUUCAUCUGGCCUGCCCCAUCUGUACAGAUUUUUGGAGCAUUUCUCCUUAGGCAGUUUGGGUUGGCUUCCAGUACCAGAGACAGACCUUGGAGCUGUUCUAGGGCGGGCUGGUGGCCAGGUGGUUGACACUGAGGCAGAGAUAGUAGUGACAAUCCUGAGUGGUGUGCCCGGCUCCCACCAACAGGACAUGUGUGAUAUCCUCACCAGCAUGUCCAAGGAACAAAACAGGUAUGUUGUCUGGAAGCCGGUAAUUGACGGGAGACAACAGUUCAGCCCAGUGGACAUUCAGGCCAAGUUGAAGGCCACCCUCAACGUCCACCGCCGACGCAAGCAGGGAAAGAUGGCCACACGAAACACUAGAGUCAUCUAUGUGGUACCAGGAUACACAGACAUUGUGAGUGUGGUUCAAGCCAUAGAGUGCCAUCCAGACCCUGAUGUCCGCUCUCAUUGUGCAAUAGGUUCAGUGACAGCGUGUGUGGACCCCCUGAAUGUGUUUAUGGAGCACCACUUCACCCUGCCCUACCUUCUGAACACGUGUGCCCAGGGCUGGGUCAACCAGAUUGUCAUGACCUCUUCAACCACUCUUCAGAAUGAGGACCUGGAGACCAUACAACACAUGCUGCGGUCUGUGAACCCGGAUGUGGCCUUCCUUCUGGCAGAGCAAGGCAAUGUCUCCAGGAGUAUGGAUGUGGAUGCCAUAUUGAGCGAGGAGAGCUGGCGCUCAUUAGAGAAGGUUCGGGCUCGAUACUUGCUGGUACCCAGCUGGCGGAGGGCAGGGAACCAAUCCACACCUGUGAUGGGAACCGUCCAGCUCAACUUCACUCUUCCACUUGAUAAGCAUAAACUCGUCAAUAAACUUAGAGGUUUGAAAUCUCAUCAAGGGAGUUUCCCAUUUGUAGGAAAUAUAUAUAAUGUACAUGGAAAACUAAGGUUUACAGACUCCAAGCCGUCUGAGUGUAUGGAGCUGCGGUACACAACUCUGAGUGGGCAGCUAGUUAUCUCCCCUUACACGGAGACAGCAAGGGAGAAAACCCAGGCCCCGGGUAACACGAUUGUCUUUACUGGAUGUGGCCUUACUCCGGACAAACUCAAGGACUGGCUGCGAGACUGUGCCCCUCCGAAGCCAGAGAAGAAGCCAUUGAUCUCAAGGAAAGAUGUCAGCAGAGAUGUCAUCAACAAAAUUCAUAAGACCCACCACCUGGAAGUCCUACCAGAGGGCUGGUUCUACAACGGCACCCAGUAUGUCAGCUUUGACGGCACCAAGCAGGACAAACAUCCAGGCCUGGAGGAGUUUGUGAGAGGGUACUUGGAGGAGAAGAAUGCAGAUAUCAAGGCCCACAAUGCACAGGUGGAGGAACAGCUAGCCAGCUAUAUGGACCUCUUCUCAUAGACUACACACAGGCAACACUUAGUUAACAUCACAGGAACAUUUUACCAUAGAAUUCACUGGGGUGACACUUAGCUAACAUUACAGUAACAUCUUACCAUAGAAUUCACUGGGGUGACACUUAGUUAACAUUACAGGAACAUCAAACCAUAGAAUUCACUGGGGUGACACUUAGUUAACAUCACAGGGACAUCUUAUCAUAGAAUUCACUGGAGUGUCACUUUGUUUGACCAUGAAGUGAUACCUAUUUGAUUAAGUAAGGGCACUACUUAAAUGCAUUUUUCCAGGACAACAUACUUGACCAUUCCACUCAAUUGUAUUCAAAAAUCAGAAUGGGGAUGAGCUUCAUAAUGAAUCAGACAGGCAGAAAGUGAUAAAGUUAUAUUAGGCUUAAAGUUUAUGAUAUGAGUAGGGUGAUGGUACUAAUAUAAGAGUAAUAAUGGAUUUUGAAUAUUUCCUGAUUUUGUUGUUGUUGUUUUAUAAAUUGUUAUUAUAAAAUAUAGAAAGAUCUGAAUAGCAUGUUCAUGUACAUGUAUGUAUGUAUAGCAAGAAUAAGAACUGAUCUCAGGUCAUAAGAAAGGAUAAAGUUUGAAAGUAAAAAUGAGAAUAUAACAUGUUGACCUACUUUUAUGGUGUUAUUUCUGUGUGAACUGCUUUAUUGGGUAAAAUUUUAACUGUUGUUAAUGUAAUACUGUGAGUGUUUGUAAAGUUUCUUGUUCAGCUGUAAAAUUGUAAUGUUGCAUUCAUAGUAAAAUCUGUGAUUGAUUGUAUAAAGAUGUAUAUUUGUAUUUAUACAAUACUAUAUGUAGUUUGAUAACAUGGCAAUUCUGAAUUGCUACAUUGUAUUCGUUGUUUUUUCCACAAUAUGUUUGUUUGGAAUGCCAAAUCUAUAUAAACUCAAAUAUUUGAAGAGCUUUUCAAUUAAUCAGACCUCUUCAGUUCAAUUAAAGAGAGCUUUAAUGAAAUUAAUCGAAUUGAUGAUGGCAUUAAUUGAAUUAGAGGUCUCUCCAAUUCAUUUGGAGAGCUCUACAAUUUAAUUGAAGAUAUCUCCCAAUCAAUUGAAGUUAAGAGCUCUUCAAUUGAACUUCAAAUCAUUUAUGGAUAAGAACAUAUUUGUUACAAUUGAAGCUAUCUGCAAAUCAGUUGUUGCCCUCAUUAAUUGUAUCAGAGCACUUUUCAAUUUAUUUGAAGAGCUCUCUAAUUCAAUUAGUGAUAGCAACAAUUGAAUUGUAAUGAUCACAACAAAAAAUAGAGACCUCUUCAAAUCAAUUAAAGAGGUAUUGAAAAGCUCUUCAAAUAAUUUAUAAAGGUCUCUAAUUAGCACUUUAAAUAUUUUAGUUUAUGUAGAUUUUGUGUUCCAUAUUUUUAUGUUUGUCAAUUAAGUAUUUCUCAUAUUUAUAAAUAAUGCUUUAAUAUUUUGGUUAUAUCACAUUGUAUUGUAUUUUACUCGUAAGUCACAUUCCAUAACAACACAUUAAUCAUUAAACACUGGCCAGUGUAUAAAAACAAAUCAUACCAAUUAAUUUCUGUUUAGGAUAUAUAAAUGUUUAAUUAAGGUUGUGCAGCUGUUAGAGCUUCAAAUGUUGGUGCAGCCAAGUAAUUGUGAUAGAAACAUUAACAUUCCGUCCAUUAUUUAUACAGUAACGUAAACUUUAUACAGUCUUGUUCACAUGCCAUGUUGUACAUGUUAAGUAUGCUUCUUGUUCCUUGUGUUCUGCAAAUACCUCUAUACUUGUGAAAAUGUUUCUCUUCUCUAUCAUAUUUUCUUUUCUCGUUAUUGCACAGGCAUUAAGGUCAUUGUAUGUGUUUAAAAUUUUGAUAUAUAUCUAUUAGGGCGUAUAGUGAGGUAUUCAUUUUGAGGAGAUGUAUAGUGAGAUAAAAAAAUUGAGGACAUCCAAAUUGAGAUAAGCAAAGCAUCUUUGGGACAAAUAUAGUGCGAUAAGCAACACAUCUUUGGGACGUAUUAAGUGAAAUAAGGCACACAUCUUUAGGACAUAUAUAGUGAGAUAAGGAACACAUCUUUGGGACAUAUUUAGUGAGAUAAGGAACACAUCUUUGGGACAUAUAUAGUGAGAUAAGGAACACAUCUUUGAGACAUAUAUAGUGAGAUAAGGAACACAACUGUGGGACAUAUAUAGUGAGAUAAGGAACACAUCUUUGGGACAUACAUAGUGAGAUAAGGAACACAUCUUUGGGACAUAUAUACAUAUAUAGUGAGGUAAGGAACACAUUUUCGGGACAUAUAUAGUGAGAUAAGCUUACACAUGUUUGGGACAUAUAAAGUGAGAUAGGCAAACAUGUUUGGAACAUAUAUAGUGAGAUAAGGAAUGGAUCUUUGGAACAUGUAUAGUGAGAUAAGGAACGCAUAAGCUUACACAUGUUUGGGACAUAUUUAGUGAGAUAAGCUUACAUCUGAUGCCAUAAAUGUAUUGAUACUAAAUAAACUUGCCCUUCAAUCUACCUACAUUUCAGAGGUAGCCAUUGGCUCAGUUAUUGAUUAAUAUAUUUAUGGCAUAAGAUAUCCUCAGAUAUGUUGUUUAUCUCACCACCUAUCCCCAAAUGGAUAUAAUUCAGUAUUUGAGACAUGAACAAUGAGCCAAAUGCCUGUUCUUUGUGGGGGUUUUUGUUCUGUGGUUUAUUGAACUGAUAUAACUACAGGUAUCUUUUUUGCCAGUUCAAUAUGUUUUCAUCUUCAUAUUAUUUAAAUGUAAGAUGUGAAUGACUCUAUUGACAUUUCCCUCAAAAGAUCUGAAAUUGAUGCUUGUUUGUGUUUUAUGAAUUUGUUCAGCCUUUAAGAUUUGCUCAGUAUUAAUAAAUAUA